CACGCAAGGCCACGCUUCCGAUUCCACACGGCAGGCGUUUCCUCCAUCUCUCUCUCUGCCAGAUCCUCAACCCGCCGCACACCUCCUCCGUCCACUGCCCCCGCCGCCUCUCCUCCCUCGCCCGGGUGGGGUGGUGUGGAGAUCCACCCGUAGGUUUUAGAGGACAGAGUCUGAUAUGGCUGCCCUGCCAUUGGCCACCGCUGAAGUAUGCGAUGCUAAUCCUCAUUUAAUCAUGAAUGGCGAGCUUCGUGCCCUCCAGCCCAUCUUCCAAAUCUACGGAAGGCGGCAGGUUUUUGCUGGCCCAAUUGUGACACUGAAAGUUUAUGAGGACAAUGUUCUGGUCCGUGAAUUCCUUGAGGAGAAAGGUCAUGGCAGAGUUCUGGUUGUUGAUGGUGGUGGGAGCAUGCGCUGCGCCAUUCUGGGUGGCAACCCUGUCCAGCAGGCGCAAAACAAUGGGUGGGCCGGCAUUGUGGUCAAUGGCUGCAUCAGGGAUGCUGAUGAGAUCAACGGCUGCGACAUUGGUGUCCGAGCUCUGAACUCGCACCCUAUGAAGGCAAACAAGAAGGGCAUUGGUGAGAAGCAUGUCUCUGUGAACAUUGCAGGGACCAGAAUUUGUGACGGCGAGUGGCUCUAUGCUGAUACGGAUGGCAUUCUUGUGUCAAGGAUGGAAUUGACCGUGUAGACCUGUUUCCUCUCUGCAUGUGUGUAUAAGAAUUGGGCCCAUAAAUUGGGGGUACUGCUCCUGCCCUCACGGUGUUAUGUCUGAACUUGUAAUAAUGUAUUCUUGUAUAAUCACAUGAUUGCUGAGAAUAAUUGGAUGCUUCCACGGUUUGUUAGUGUUCUGGUUAA
This is a messenger RNA of Phragmites australis (common reed), 849 nucleotides long. Its product is annotated as putative 4-hydroxy-4-methyl-2-oxoglutarate aldolase 2. Bases 176 to 682 code for a protein of 168 amino acids. The record is from RefSeq and is a predicted model, not a curated record. NCBI's taxonomy places the organism in Eukaryota, Viridiplantae, Streptophyta, Magnoliopsida, Poales, Poaceae. Gene Ontology annotation, molecular function: ribonuclease inhibitor activity. Gene Ontology annotation, biological process: regulation of RNA metabolic process. The transcript is spliced from 2 exons.